Dendrobium catenatum is the source of this 808-nucleotide messenger RNA. Its product is annotated as zinc finger protein ZAT12-like. The transcript has a single exon. The record is from RefSeq and is a predicted model, not a curated record. NCBI's taxonomy places the organism in Eukaryota, Viridiplantae, Streptophyta, Magnoliopsida, Asparagales, Orchidaceae. The coding region runs from base 65 to 601 and encodes 178 amino acids.
ACGCCAGAUAAACGCCACAACUAAUUCAAAGCUAUCAUCUUUUUAAUUCUAUUACAAGCGAUCGAUGAAGAGGUUUCGAUUUUAUGGCGAGGAGAUGAAAGAAAGUAUAGACAGCUUCAGAUUAGCGAACGUGCUUAUGCUUCUUUCAGGUGGCUCAGCCGCUACCGCCGCCGCCGGCGAGGUGGCGGCAGGGAAGGUGUUCGAGUGCAAGACAUGCAACCGGCAGUUUCCUUCGUUUCAGGCUUUGGGCGGGCAUCGGGCCAGCCACAAGAAGCCGAGGCUAGGCGGGGCGGAUGGGCCGGUCGAUCAGGUUAAUAGCGGGCCGGCGAAGCCACGGGUACAUGAGUGCUCGGUCUGCGGGCUUGAAUUUUCUAUCGGGCAGGCGCUUGGCGGCCACAUGAGGCGGCACCGGGCCGCCGUAGCCGGGAUAAACGGGACUCCACACGGUCUGUGGGCGACAGAGAAGGAGCCCGUCGGUGAGAAGGCAGGGGUUGGGCUGGAUCUUAACCUGCUGCCGCCGUUGGAGGUGGAGGAGGUAAGAAGUCCGCCGAAGCUUUUGGGCUUUACAUUGACGCCGGCGAUAGUGGAUUGCAUGUAUUAAAUUUAAAUUUUGCUUCUUUGUUUUAUUUAUUUAUUUAUUUUGUUUUUUUUUUUUUUUUUGGAGUAGAUGUGGCUGUGAUUAUUCGAGGAAAUUUAGUAGAAUACAUGUAAAUGAAAUAUUGACAUACUUUUGGUUUGUAUUUAAUGAUCAUUCUCUAAUCUGAUGUAUAAAUUCACUGAAUAGCAAUUAAGAUUUAUUAGUUUGAAA